Molecule: messenger RNA, 6184 nt
Organism: Paramuricea clavata
Lineage: Eukaryota; Metazoa; Cnidaria; Anthozoa; Malacalcyonacea; Plexauridae
Source: the annotation of a GenBank genome assembly
UCUGAGAAAUAGCAUGGUGCCACCUUAAUUUGAAUCGAUUCGACCAAUCAAAAGCCAAGUUGAAUAAACGCGAAAAACAAAGAUGGCCGGUUUUAGACCAUGAGUGGAGUUCACACGUGUUUUUAAAUCAAGCUGUAAAACAAUUUUAGGAGGUCAUAUGUUUUAAAAUUUAACAAUGGAGGCUUCAAAUGGACAAUCCUUGGAAGACGUAUUUAAAAAAUGGGAGAAGAAAGGCGAGGAAAGGCGGCUAAAUGGCCCAGGAUAUAUGGCAAGUUUAUACAACGAAGGAAAUCAGGAUUCGCAACACGGACGGGCCGCAUGGCAACAGAGAUAUGAUGUUUCUGCAUUGCCUAGACGACGAUCAAACAGGAAAAAGCAUCACGCAACUCGGGAAAUUGUAAGAAUUAUGAAAGAAAUAUACGUUAUCAUGAAUGAUAGAUGAUUUAAUAUACUCAGUGGCAUAGCCAGCCUGUCGAUUUGCAAAUUUCAACUCAUCAUUAUUCAUUUAUUUGGAAAUUGAUUGCCUUGAUAGUUUAGAAAUGUGGAAAUAUUUGAAUAGCAGGAUUGAAUUGUCGGGUUGGCUACGCCACUGCAUGGUUAUACUUAUAACUGCAGGGAUUAACUAUAUUCAAGUCCCCACGCAAAACGGUGACAGAAAUUGACGUUUGUAUUUAAACCCACUUACCCAGUCUUGAACAUAUCAAGCAUGGCAUAGCUUAUGAAAAUGUCACAGAAUAUGUGAUGUUUUCACAACUGAAUAUUUACCCAAAACGUCAAUUUGAUGUUUAGUGUGGUAACAACAAUGUGACUCCUAAGGUGACUGUCCUGCUGGUUUUGAAAAUUUAAUAGUGAAUGGGCUAUUACAUUUAAAAACCGAACCCCCCCUGUCGAGGACCUCUGCUUUUGGGCAUUUUCAAAAAAAUCUGUGUAAUUGACCCCUCUGGAAGAGACUUGAACCCCCUCUGGAAGUGCAUUUUUGCUUUUUAACCCCUCUGGAAAUAGCAUUUUUCUUCCAUUUUUACCAAUAACCCCCCUGGAAAAAAUGGAGGUCCUCGACAGGGGGGGGGGGUACGGAUAUUAAAUGUAAUAGCCCAAUAUAUAGAAAAUAAAACUGUGCCACUGAGAUACCUCUGUGUCAUGAUACUAGUAAUGUCAAUUGAGUAUUAAAUUGAAGUAUCAAACAACCGGCCUCCCCAUAAGUUAGUACUAUCUAGGCUUGAGAAACUAUGAUGGAAUUCCAGCUGCCCAACCCUGUAAAACAAUUCAUAAAAUGUAUCUGGUAUUGUGGCUUAACCCAUUGAGCCCUGCGCUCUCCCUGUGACAAGUAAAAUUGUGUGGCAUUAAAGUACAGAGUAAAGUAAUACCAUGAUUAAAGGAGGGCAUGUUUGGAUGCAAUGCAACUCAAUCAGCUAACUAGACACAUGGGUAGAUAAUCUGAUUAACCCAUUGAGCAUCAUUGCUCUCCCCUUGAUAAGUAAAAUCAUCUGGUGUUAGACAGAGUAAUUAAUGUUCAUUACAAAACUUUAGAAAAUAAAAUUUCUGAUGAUCCAAACAAAAUUUCCAUAUAUUUGGGAAGAUUGUUUUGAUGUUUUUUUUUGUUAACCUAGGAUUAAGCUAACCAAUUUUGAAUAUAGCAGUUAAUCAUUGCAUAUUGAAUUUCUUCAGGGUCAUUCAAGAGAUUUCGACUUUGCUAUGUCAGAACCAGUUGAAAGAAAGUUUCAACUGAUUCCCCCAAUUGUUGAAGAUCAUAAUCGCACAUCACGACCCUUUCUAAGCACAGGAUGCUCAAAAUGCUCUCAGAAGAGCAUUAAGGUUUGUGAGGAUAUACUUCUUGAACAUGUAUGUAUAUGAUGCUUGUGAUGUUACUCUGACGUAUGUUCGAUUCCCACCGUGGCCAGGCAUAUUUUUCAAGCUUGCGCAGUGUGGAUAUACACUCAGAGUAACAUCACAAGCGUUAUAUUCACCUGAGUACAAUUUUACCAACAGAGGAAAAUAUAUUUCACUCUGAUCCAUAAAUUGAAAGCUGUGCACAGAUUGUUAGGAUCUGGAUCUGGAAAUUAGUAUAGCCAUCCACUGGAGCUCCUGUUGCUAACUUCCUGACGAAGGGCCUUACCAGGUAAUAUAUUUUUCAGUAGUUGAAUCCCUCUCGAUUCAUUGAGUGCCAGUGCUCUCCCCUUGACAAGUAAAUUGUCUGUUGUAUUAAUUAGAUUUAUUAUUAGUAUGACAAAAUUACUGCUGAUUGGUUGAGAGCAGUAUACAAUUAUUUUAUUAAUUGCACUGCAGUGCAAUUAAUGAUUUUCCCAAAACAAACAAAAUGGCAGAAAUGUAUUUAGCACAAAUGAAAUUGCCCUCGAGGAACUUUAUAAAACAAAAUAACUAAAUGAAAAUAGAAACUAAAUGAAAAUUAUCAAAAAUUAUCAAAAAUUAUCGCAAAACUAGAUCCGAAGAACGUAAAAAACCCCUCAGAUCUCUAAGUAAUUCCAUGAAAAUCCUUGUUCGACGUAAACAUCGUGAUUACCUUCACAAAAUUCAAGGUUCCUUCAGUGAAAAUCCUAAAUUAUUUUGGAACUAUCAUAAAGCAGUAUUACACCAUCGCUCAGGGGUUGUCUCUAUUAUUACGAGUAAUGAAAUAACAGCCAAGACACCAGCAGAGAAAGCUCAACUAUUUAACACGUACUUUUGCUCUGUUUUUACUUCACCCAGCGCAGUGUCCAGUUUGCCCUCUUCCCCCAUAAGAUCGGAUAUAGAAAUCUCUGAUAUAGAGCUAACAGUGGAAGAAGUGUCAGCUUGUUUGUCUAGUUUAGACACAUCUAAAGCCACCGGUCCUGACGGGAUACCCGCACGCAUCCUAAAGGAAUGUAGCACGGAAAUCGCACCAAGUCUUUGUACUUUGUUCAAUCACUCUCUACGCAUUGGGCAUUUCCCUGCAGAAUGGAAAAAUGCCGACGUAACACCAGUCCAUAAGAAGGAUAAUAAAGAACCUGCUGAAAAUUACAGACCUAUCUCUUUAUUGCCGAUAGUAAGCAAGGUGAUGGAACGGUGCGUCUGUAACAGGUUCUAUUCCCAUGUCUCACAUCUAAUUACUUCUCUUCAGCACGGUUUUAUGCGUAAUCGAUCAUGUGUAACACAGCUUCUGUCUGUUCUCCACUCUAUUGGAAAAUCACUUGACCAAAACACUCAAACAGACAUUUUAUACGUGGAUUUUGCUAAGGCUUUUGACUGUGUAGACCAUGUUAUUCUCAUAGAAAAGCUUAAAUGGUAUGGCGUAACGGGGAAUCUUCUUAACUGGUUUACUGACUAUCUUAGCGAUAGAUCGCAGAGAGUUGUGAUAGAGGGUGUAGCUUCUCGGUACCUACCCGUUACUUCUGGUGUUCCCCAGGGAAGCAUUGUAGGACCUCUGCUGUUUGUUAUUUUUAUCAAUGACCUACCUGAUAUUAUCCAGGAACAGACAAGAACCGGCCUCUUCGCAGAUGAUACCAAGUUGUACCGAUCAGUAAAAUCCCCUUGCGACUGUGAAAGUUUGCAGCAUGAUAUUUCGAACUUGAACAAUUGGAGUCAUAACUCUAACAUGAAAUUUAACGCCUCCAAGUGUAAGGUAUUAACAAUAACUCGAAAAAAAUCACCUGUAAUUACUGACUAUCGUCUGGGUAAUGUAAUUUUACAACGCGCUCACCAAGAAAAAGAUCUGGGAAUUAUUGUCAAAAGCAACUUAUCCUGGGAUUCUCACAUUUUCUCAAUCGUCAGUAAAGCCAACAAGAUGCUUGGUAUCUUAAAGAGAACUUGUCCCCUGAUUAGAGAUACUAAAGUUAGGCGAACACUAUACCUGACUUUGGUAAAAUCAAAGCUGUGCUACGCAACGGAGGUGUGGGGCCCCAGCUAAUGUGAAGCUACAAGUUGCAUUAGAAAGAGUUCAAAGGCGCGCUACACGUUGGAUCCUCAAAAGUAAAGUUGGAGAAAUGUCUUAUGAAGAUAGACUGAAAACUCUCAAUUUAUUGCCACUAACUUACGAUCGAGAAAUCAGAGAUCUUGUUCUGGUCUAUAAAUGUAUUUUCGGCCACACUGAUUUGAACAUUGAACAUUUUGUGUCAUUUAUACAUCAUAAUCGAACUCGUACUCAGAAUCCAUCUCUAAUGUUAAAAUCUCCUUACUGUAGAACAUCCACUUUCCAAGGAUCGUUCUUUAACCGAAUAGUUAAAACUUGGAAUAAUGUUGGAAAAAUAGCCUCUCCUGAAAAUUUCGCCAGUUUGACAAUUUUUAAAAGCUUUCUGCAUGUGACAUACACCGCAUUGGUCAACAGUACUUUUAAUGUUGAUAUGGCAUGCACUUGGUCGCUCACAAGAGACUGUCCCUGCCACCGUUCUUAAUAUGCAUGUUAUGUAAUAUAUAUUUGUAUAUAGUGAAUUAGGUUGGGGUUUUUUUUCCCUUUUUUUGGAGGGGGUGCGCCUAGCAUGGGUCUUGUUGUCCCGUUUGCGCUAUCCCCUUUGGACUUAAACUUGUAAAUGUUUCUACUAUAUUUGUCCAAUAAAGCUGAUAAAUAAAUAAAUAAAAUAAAAUUUUGUUGAAAGUCUGUCAGGACUUGAGGACUGCAUGGGGUUUGGGAAGAGAAAUGAUGUGGACAUUGAGUAUUAUCCAAUUUUGUCAUGCUGAUAAUAAACAAGUAAUCAUGCGAUGUUGCUUGUACAAUUACAGAUUAAUAGUACUUGUGGUGUUUGGAAAUUAAUUUUACCAAAUUUGACUUGCCCUGGCGGCUCGUCCAAUUUUUUUCACAAUUUCCAAACAUCACUCGUACUAUUAAUUAUAAAUCUUGAUACUGCAUACUUGCAGGUGAAUCAAAUGAGAUAAAAACUAGAAAAUAUUUUCUUCUGAUAUAGGUCAUGUUCACAACAGAAAAAAUAAAAAACAGCCCUUUGAGAAAUUUACUGGAUUUAAGUGUGUUUUGUAGGUAUGUUGUUUGUCAUGAAAGUAUGUUUUUUGUAGGUAUAAAAGUACUAACACAUACUCAGGCAUGUAUGAUUUAAAACAUACAUUUAUUGAUUUUCAGGAAGAAUUUCUUCAGAACAGCUUUUAGUGACAUUCUUUAUGUUGCUAACUUGCCAAAUAGAAAGAACAAAAAGAUUGCAGAGAUGAAGAGUACUGUUCUGACAUCACCAGGGUGAGAAUUAUGUAGAUUAUUGUUCCUAUGAUUUUUUGGAUGUCUUUACACCAUGCUUAAAUUUAGUCCUCAUACAACUGAAUGCAGAUAAAUUUGCUACACUGGUACCAGUUUGAUCACAGGUUUGAAAUGUGUUGUGCCACAAAUCGAGCAUAGUGUAAGCAGGGCUUGGUUGGUUACUUGGUUGGUUGGUUGGUUACUUGGUUGGUUGGUUGGCUGGCUGGUUGGUCUAUCAGCACACUUCUCCCCUAAAAACCCCCUUUUAUUAAUUUAUAAUAGAGAUUAGAGCUAUCACAAAUUACAUUAAACCUGUAUUACACCCCUUCCCCCCCUCUCAAGCAACCUCUUUAGUAAGACCCAUGUGCCCAUAUAUUAGAGGAGUACAUUUAUUAUAUUAAGUCCCUUAAUUGGCCAUUCUCCUGUUACAAUAAGGAAACAUUGUGUGUUCUUUGGACUGUCAACCUUUCUUUAGGGUUUGUUCAACAAUACAAAGAUUAACAACACACCAGGAACAUGAAGCUGCAACUCCUGAUGUUAAAAGUAAUUUUAAUUAAUACGAAUUGCUAUAGUUGUCCUCAAUGGUAGAUGUAGAGUAGGCUAUUUUGUAGUGCUCAAAUGUAGUUGAAAGACUUGCUGAAAAUAUACUUUCUUAAAUGUCCCAGCAUGGAAUUCAACCUAAGGUCACUAGUACCAGCAUUCUGACUGCUGAGCUGUUGGAAUACCCGAUUUAAAACACUAAAAUGGAAUAGGAUAUAUAGCGUCACUAGAGUACUGACAAUAUAUUGUACAUACUAGGUGUACAUGUAGUUAAAGAAUGUGUUGUUCAUUUAUAGCUGGGGAGGAGAUUGUCAAACCAACUUUAACAGCAAAACAGCUCAAGGCGAAAGCUCAGAAGAUCAUCAAUGCUAUGAAUGGAACAAUAAAGGGAUAUUUGAUUAAGUAAAGUUUGUCAUAAUUGAGAGUACAUGUAUAUGAAAGAGCCCAGCACAUUGUACUCUUCAUACACACAUAGGGUAUACUGUUUAUGUAAGG